GCAGGAUUAUGAGGAUUUUCAUGACUGGAGUUUAGUAACUUUGUCGAUAUUAAAUGCAAUUCUUCUGUUAAAAAUAAACUCUUUUCUUCAUGGAGUCACCCCUUCGUCCACAGGGUUCACUAAAUUCUACCAAUAUGAAGUGAGGUGAUUCCUGCUGUCAUGCCUCCUACCAUGGCUCAGAUCAGUGAUCCAAAGAUCGCCUUUGCCUACCUGCGCCCAGCAUGUGUCCUGCUUACCCAACAGCCCACUCUGACCAAUGUGGAGACUCUGAGCUCCCAGUUGAAAGAAGUCAACGAUGCCACACUGCAGCAGCUCCAAGACUACGUCCUCUUUCCUCUCCGCUUUGUUCUCAAAGUUCCCGGUCCAAAAAAAGACAAAUUAGUCCAGACUGUAGCUGAAGCCAUCAGCUAUGUCCUGGAGAACACUUGUGUGCAGAGCUGGGACACUCUCCAUGACCUCCUCUCAGAGCUCUGCCUCUGCCUCUGCUCCCCAGCCGACCCCGGUAAACCUGCAGACACAUCAGAGGAGCUACAGUCAGCUGUGCUGAGGUGCAUGAAUGCACUGCUUCAUGCUGCUUAUGGUGAUAUUGUUUUCAAACUCUUUGAACCCAUUAUGCUGCCUGGACUUGGAGCUGCUGUAUCUCUUCUGUUGGCUUUAGCAGAGAAAGCAAAAUCAAGAGAUAUCCAGGUAUCAGCGCUGAAGUGCCUCCAGUCUUUGACUCUGCAGUGUGACUGUGAUCAGGACCACAUAGUGCCAUCCUCAGAGGAGAGGUGCAUUAUAGGCAGCUUCAUGGCUUCAUUCCUACCAGGGAUCACUGUGGCUGUGGCAAGGAUCAUUACAGGAGAUCUGAGACAAGGCCAUGCAGUUUUAGUCAGGGCUAUCAAGGUUUGGUCCAGGACUGUGGGCCUGGUUAUGGAAGACGCCCAGCUUCAGACCGAUGAACAGCAUAAGACCCCGUCACCAGAACUAGGGAAAAUCGGACAGCUGGUGGUCCACCGGACUAAAGACUGGGUCAAGAACACAGCAAUGAGGCUGUGCAUGCUGCUGAAGAAGAUCAUCUCCUGCACUGCUGCUCACCAACACUGGAGAGUCAGGCUGGAGAUGGUGGAGCUGCAUGACCACCUGCUGGACAGGUGUAGUCUGUCCCUGAAACAGUGUGUGGGACCCCUGCUGGAGGCGCUGGUGGGAGCUGUAAAUGAUGAGGAGCCCAGAGUCAGAGAGAGGUGUGAGGCUGCUCUGCGAUCGGUGUCACAGAGGAAUCAGAGCUUUAGCAGCUGCAGUGAUAAAAGCAGCAGUGCUAAGACCUUCACUGACGUGCUCUCAGAGAAUCUUCACUCUUUGGCCACAUCGCUGCCCAGACUGAUGAGGACCUCUGAUGACCAGAAGAAGCUGUUUGUCCUCAAUGUGUUCCUGGGUUAUUUAAAACUGCUGGGACCACUGGUGUCUGUGGUGCUGAACUCAGCUGCACAUCUGGAGAGGAUUUCCAAAGCAUUAAUGCAGGUACUGGACCUGGAUGUGAUGGAUGUUCGCAUUGUGGAGGAACGGAGUUACGCUCCAACCAUAGAAACAACCUCAGGCUCCCAUAAUUCACACACGGCUCACUUACAGAGAAAGCAUUUUCUCUACUUCACAGACGAGAGGAUCUUCUCUGUUCUCAUGGAGAUCUGCAGAGCUCUCGGUUAUUAUGGAAACCUUUACCUGCUGACAGAUCACUUCCUGGAUCUGUACCUGCAGUCUUCGUUGUACAGAAAGCAGGCGGCCAUGGUGCUCAAUGAGAUUGUCAGGGGCGCUGCAGGCAUUGACAUGGUUAAAGAGGGUCAGAGAUUGGAGACUCACGUUCAGGGACAGACAGCAAAUCAGGAAGACGUCAAAGCUGCGGUGGAGUCAGUAAUGGAGGAAUACAUAAGUCUGAAGAACUGGCAUUUGAUAACUGUGAAUGAGGAGACGGAUAGAGACAAACAGGACCAGCAGCUCCUCAGCCCAUCCAGACUCCUCUCCAUAUCUAACAGUGAAGUCAGCAACAACUCAAACAAUCUUCAAGUGAUUUCUGCUUCACUAAACCCUCCUACAUCCACCUCCACAAUCCACCAGCUCAACAGUAACAUCUGGCAGCUCUGCAUCCAGCUGGAGGGCAUUGCCUGCUUUGCUCAGGCUCUGGGGCAUGACUUUCGACCCUUCUUGAUGACAUCAUUGUACCCCGUUCUGGAGAAAGCUGGAGAGGAGACACUGCUGGUCAGCCAGACAGCGCUGGGAUCAAUGUGGGACAUCAGUCGAGCGUGUGGAUACUCCUCCCUGAAGGAGCUAAUCAAUGAGAACUCAGACUACCUGCUCAAUGACAUUUCACUCAACCUGCAGCGGCUCAGCCAGCAUCCACAGGCUCCACGGGUGUUGACAGUGAUGUUAACGCACUCUGACUGCAGCCUGCUGCCUCUGGUCGGAGACAUCGUUCAGGAUGUGCUGAUGGCUCUGGAUCUCAGCUACGAUCACACAUCUGCUCUCUUCUGCUCCGUGCUGCACGCGCUUAUGAAGGCACUGGCAAGAUGGUUCCCCUCCAGUCAUGGUCGGACGAGGGUAUCCACCAGAACCAAGAGGUCUUCUGAUCAUGAAGAGGUCUUUGACAUCCGUCAGUUCAUGCUGGAUUACAACAAACAGAAAGAGUUGGCAGAGGGAAUUGGAGUAGAGGAGGAUGCAACCAUUGAAGAUCUAGAAGUCCCUCCCCCCAUGGAGUGUGAGGAUGCUGAGGAUGCUUUUGGUCCUGAUGUGAAACAGGAGCUCCCUCCUCACCUCAGCAUCACUAAAGACGUUAUGGAGCGCUGCGUUCAUCUGCUGUCAGACCCCAGCCUCAGGGUCCGACUCAAGGUACUGGACGUGCUAGAGCUUUGUGUGGUUGUGCUGAGUGAGAAGGAGAAUGAACUGCUGCCUAUGGCUCAUCGCUGCUGGCCGCCCCUCCUGCAGAGACUCACAGCUGAUGACCCUUUAGCAGUCCUCAGAGCAUUUAGAGUGCUGUGUACUCUAGGUGAGAUGUGCGGUGACUUCCUGAGGAGGAGGGUUUCUAAAGAGGUUCUGCCCAAGCUCAGCUCCUCGUUGACCCGGCAGGCUCCGAUUAGCGCCAAAGCCGGACCCGUUUACACUCAUACUCUGGCCUACAAACUACAACUGGCUGUGCUUGAGGGGCUGGGCUCUCUGUGCCACAGGCUGGACCUGGGUGAAGCUGACCUGGAUGCUGUGUGUGAAGCCUGCCUGCCCUACCUGAGCUGUAGACAACCAAUCAGACUGCAAGAAGCCAGUAUAAGCGUUUUCCGCCAUUUAAUCCAGGUGGAUCCGGAUGCUUUCUGGUUUACUCUGAAUGAGCUGCACUGCCCGUCCUCCUACACCCCGCCCCACCCCGACCUCCAGCCGGUGCAGCUGAGCGGGAUGGGUCGGCCAAGAGAUGAGUACUCGGAUAACGUACUGAAGCUGCUGCGGGAGGAGCUUGGCCCCGGCUGCUGAGACGGUCAAGCAGCCAGGCAGCUAAUGAGCCGAUGAUUGAUGUGACUGACUGAUCCCUCAAACGGACGGCUCACCACUGACUCCAGCAAGUCAAUUAACUGAAGGGAAAUCUGACAAUUGUGCCAAACAGUAGCCAUCAGAUACAGUGUGUGAUAACCUUCAUGGUGUAAACAGCUCUGAUAAGCAGAGAGGUACAAAGGGAAAAUGUCAAUGAAGCAUGUCUCCUGCUGUUCCCUCUCCUGCUGCAGGUGCCUGAACCAGGAAGGCUUCAGACAGCUCUUUACAUCAGCAGACAUGCAGUGACAGCGCUGAUGGGUUUUAUUUCUGCAGAAGACUCAGACAUGCCUCUUUCAUUCAGUGUUUACUUUCCUGUUGAUCUUCAUGUUAUUUUUUUAUUUUCUUAUUAAACAAGUUAAAGUCAGGACUGACUUCAGAGCAGAUCUGAACAUAUGGUACCUGUUAAUCUGGCUCUUCGCCCUAAUGAAGAGAUUUCUCAUUACCCUUGAACACUCAUUAAAAUAAACACAAACUUCUUUAUCUUUCA
Cheilinus undulatus (humphead wrasse) is the source of this 4033-nucleotide messenger RNA. It is a transcript of the gene tti1, whose product is annotated as TELO2 interacting protein 1. Gene Ontology annotation, cellular component: cytoplasm. Gene Ontology annotation, biological process: chromatin remodeling. The record is from RefSeq and is a predicted model, not a curated record. Bases 160 to 3489 code for a protein of 1109 amino acids. The transcript is spliced from 14 exons. NCBI's taxonomy places the organism in Eukaryota, Metazoa, Chordata, Actinopteri, Labriformes, Labridae.